AUGGGGGCAAGUUGUAAAGAUCAAAAGAAGGCGGUUGCUAUAUGUCUACAAAGGUCACCAUGUGUCAUGAUACAAAGGAACACACCGCAAAAGUGCAUAGAGGAUCCCGAAUUGAACAAAGAUCUUCCUGAAUUAUGUAUUGCCCAAAUGAAGGCAUUCUUAGAUUGUAAGAGAGGAAUGAUGGAUAUGUCUAAGAGAUUCACGGGAAAUGCACCCUUAUCUACGGGGAAAUAUGAUCAACAGUAUGAGAAUCUAUGUACUGGUAAAUUUGACCCUCGAGAGGAGAUGGAUAAGUUACGAUUGUUGAAUAGUAACCAAAAGGAGUAG
Naumovozyma dairenensis CBS 421 is the source of this 327-nucleotide messenger RNA. RefSeq names its product Pet191p (gene PET191). Bases 1 to 327 code for a protein of 108 amino acids. The record is from RefSeq and is a predicted model, not a curated record. The transcript has a single exon. Gene Ontology annotation, cellular component: mitochondrion. Lineage: Eukaryota; Fungi; Ascomycota; Saccharomycetes; Saccharomycetales; Saccharomycetaceae. Gene Ontology annotation, biological process: mitochondrial respiratory chain complex IV assembly.